AGCAAGUCGACAGGUGAACGACGCUCAAAGAUCACAAGCUUUUUACCAGACAGCCAUUUGAUCGCCGCCCCAAUCACGGAAAAGAUGGCGUUGAAAAUCCAUGCUCCGCGCAGAAUACUGUUUACGGUGUUCUUGGCGAUGCUGUUUCCCGCAAAUCAAGCCGUAGACCCAGGUGUUGUCAUCAAAACUAAGCUAGGCGCCCUUCAGGGGCUAACUCAGGUAAUUCCAAACGCCCACGGGUCUGUAACAGCCAUCCAUAAAUUUCUGGGAAUUCCCUACGCUGCACCGCCAAUUGAUGAGCUACGGUUUGCGCCACCUCAACCGCACCCGGGAUGGAAAGGCGUCCGCCAAGCGACACAAUUUAGAAGCAUCUGUAUGCAGAUGAUACACCAUUACAAUGUUUCUAUCCGGCAGGCUUGGGAAGGAUUCGCGGAGGCUGAAGAAAACAUUGGGGAGGACUGCCUGUAUCUUAAUAUCUAUACACCCCACAAUGCAACGAUAUCUCGUCAGCGUUAUCCAGUGCUCGCCUACAUUCAUGGCGGAGGGUUUUUCGCUGGGACACCCGUACGCGUCGUGUCACCUGGGGAAUAUUUACCUACUCGUGGAAUCAUUCUUGUCAGUAUUCAAUAUCGCUUGGGCCCCUUUGGUUUCUUCUCAACUGGCGAUUCCACUGCACCAGGAAAUUAUGGAAUGUUGGAUCAAGUUGAAGCACUGAAAUGGAUCCAGGGGAACAUUGAAGCCUUUGGUGGCGAUCCUUCUAAGGUGACGCUUCUUGGCGAGAGCGCAGGAGGUGCUAGCGUUAAUCUUCAUCUUCUUUCGACCCUGUCAAAGGGUCUUUUUCAUCGAGUUAUAAGCGAGAGUGGAAGCGAUCUAUCCCCAUUUGCCUUCCACGCAGAAUCAGGUGUGACCGAGGCUUCGAUGAGGCUUGCUGAGGAGUUAAGCUGUGUUAAGGAAAAGAACCACAUGUUAGCGUGUCUCCGCUCAAAAUCAGCGCAAGAUAUCUUGAAAAAGGCACACGAUUUUUUGUUUUACUUCCCUGUAGUUGACAAACAUUUCCUGGAAGAUUCUCCAAUAAACCUCAGAAGGGCUGGAAAAUUUCAAAAAUUACCAACCAUUGCUGGGUUCGUGAGCGAUGAAGGUUCUUUCUUGCUGAACAAAUCCUUAUCAAAAUACAAUAGCAAGAUUUUUAAAGAAAGCAUUGAAAAACAUAUAAUUAUUGGGAUGGGGCCUUCCAAAGACCAUAAGCCACUUAUAGUUGACGCUAUCGAAUUUCAGUACACCCACUGGCCAGGACAAAACAAUUCAGUGAAGAUUCGCCAAAGUAUUAUCGAUGCCCUGACAGACUACUACAUUGUGGCACCGACAUAUGCAAGCCUUCUCUACCAAAGCCAGGAAUCUCCAACAUGGCUCUAUGAGUUCCAGCAUCGUUCUGAUCACAGCCCCAAACAAGGCUGGGAAGGGGUAGCUCAUGGUGACAUCACAGCGUAUGUAUUUGGAGUUCCGCUUCUGAAUGGAUCUUCGCCACACCCGUACACUGAGGUCGACAGAAACAUCAGUGACUUCAUGGUAACAGUCUACACAAAUUUUGUCAAGUUUGGCAAUACAACACCGCAUCCUGUUCAUGGAAUCAAAUGGAGUCAAUUCCUUCCAAAUGACCAAAUGUAUCUCCGCGUGGAAGCCAACCCUGAGAUGUCAAAAGAUUUCAAGCCUUUAAAAGUUGCAUUUUGGAAUGAUUACCUGCCUGAACUCUCAAACUCUUUGUUAGAGAAACUCAGUAAAUGCUCAGGCCCGGACGUUAAGGCAACGCAAAGUCACAGCAGCUAUUUACACAAAGUUUCCCAUUGGCUCUUAUGUCUCAUGCUGUUUUGGGUAAAUAUUUGUUUCUUACUUUCAGUCAACUUCUUCUAA
This is a messenger RNA of Pocillopora meandrina, 1908 nucleotides long. The record is from the annotation of a GenBank genome assembly. Lineage: Eukaryota; Metazoa; Cnidaria; Anthozoa; Scleractinia; Pocilloporidae.